AUGGAUGGUCAGUCCGAGAAGACUAUUCGGGUGUUAGAGGAUAUGUUGCGAGCUUGUGUGAUUGAUUUUGGUGGUCAUUGGAACCAGUUCUUGCCCUUGGUAGAGUUUUCUUACAACAACAGUUAUCACUUGAAUAUUGACAUGACUCCAUUUGAGGCUUCGUAUGGUAGGAGAUGUCGUUCUCCGAUUGGUUGGUUCGAUGCAUUUGAGGUGAGCCCUUGGGGUACUGAUUUGUUGAGGGAGUCCUUAGAUAAACUGAAGUUGAUUCAAAAGAAGCUCCUUGAGGCUAAGACUAGGAAAACGAGUAUGCGGAUUGGAAGAUUCGUCAUCUGGAACAUGGUUGGUGACCAGAAAUACUAUUCAGAUAGGUCUUAUAUCAUCUAUUGGGACUCGGUGCUAUUUGAUCAGAAUCUGUCCUUUGAAGAAGAGCCGGUAGCAAUCUUGGAUCAGCAGUUAGACCUCUCCGCAAUGUCUGCAAAAGCCCAUCACACAGUUCACUCUCGGAUGCUUCUUGGAGAGAAGGCGAGAAUUCUAGAGGACGAGGAUGAUAACACGGUUGACCUCAUAGUGGCUAAUGAAGAGGCAGGUGAUGAAGGAGAGUCUUAUGCUCGUGACGAUGUUGAUGCAGAGGAAGAUGAUGAGGAGGACGAGGAAGAAUCUGAUCCGUCUAAUGGCGAGGAUGGAGAUGGCACCUCUGGUGAUGAGUAG
This is a messenger RNA of Lycium barbarum (goji berry), 708 nucleotides long. RefSeq lists its product as uncharacterized. The transcript has 3 exons. Gene Ontology annotation, molecular function: nucleic acid binding. The coding region runs from base 1 to 708 and encodes 235 amino acids. NCBI's taxonomy places the organism in Eukaryota, Viridiplantae, Streptophyta, Magnoliopsida, Solanales, Solanaceae. The record is from RefSeq and is a predicted model, not a curated record.